Messenger RNA from Leptidea sinapis, 1991 nucleotides. RefSeq lists its product as uncharacterized. The transcript has 7 exons. The record is from RefSeq and is a predicted model, not a curated record. Lineage: Eukaryota; Metazoa; Arthropoda; Insecta; Lepidoptera; Pieridae. Bases 1033 to 1629 code for a protein of 198 amino acids.
GGACGCGCGUUCCUUCCGCCUCGCGUCGGUCGUGUUACAUUAUUGCGAGUAUCGUAUUAUAGUGUUUGUGCGUGAUUGAACAAUUACAAUCUUGACGUUAAGGGGAACUCCUGUUAAUCAGGAGCCCCUACUAAAAUCAACCUCAACCCAAUGUAUCCAAUAAACCCAACGUCUCAACAAAUCCCUAACUUACAACAAACAACGUCAAAAACUACAAGUUAUGCCAACAUUACUUCGACAACAUGUUUUCCAAAGAAAGAACAAGCCAUUAUUUUAGAUUCAAUUGAUGGAGUUACGCUCAGGGAGUACCUACUUGCGUUAUCGUCUGUAAUACCUACGACAGCAAUUCAUUUUAUAUCUCGCAUAUCAAAUGGUCGUAUAUGUGUCUAUAUGGACACAAAAAAACGGCAGAUGACCUCAUAGAAAGUAAAAAGUUUAUUACUAUCCAAAGUAAAGUUUUAGAAAUUAAACCAUUAAUUACAAGAAACAAAAGAAUUGUUUUGUCCAAUGUUUGCCCUGUCAUCGCACAUUAUGUAAUUGAAAAGAAAUUCGAAGAACUUAAUGUUAAAAUAAUGUCUUCAAUUACCUUUAUGAAAAUUGGAGUAACAGAUCUGGGCUUUUCUCACAUAUUGAGUUUCAGAAGAAUGUAAACGGAUUUUACAACAGAUUAGAAAAUAUCAAAUUAUAGAUUAACCAGUUCUGUUGGUAAUUGGACAAUUACAUGAAGAUGAAGUGGACAGCGCAGUACAGGAACAAGAAUGAGCUAUGAUAUUAAAACUAUCUUCUGAAGAUGGCUGUUCCAGGCACAUUUUUUUGGCGUCCGCGUCUGGGAUUGGACAUGUCUGCCUCAAGAACAGAGACGCCGUUGGACGUACACCAACCGAACAUACACAAUAUAAUGAGAGAAGAAGAUCUAUAUGACGGUUACCAGCUCGGCCUGAGUAUGGUGUCGAUAUCUGCCGGUCUGAAAGGUGCCAGGAAGUUCUCGCACCUCAACCCAACUUCCAAUUAUUUCUACACCAACGCUUACAGAUGGGCACGCAGAUAUUUAAGUCUAUGGCAGUUCCAGGCACGUUCUUUUGGCGACCACGGUUGGGAUUAGACUUGUCUAUACCAACAACAGAGACAUCGAUGAAGGUUCACUUACCGAACCUGUACAACGUACAAGAAGGAGUCGUGGUUCUCAUAGAAGGAUACCAGGUCGGCAUGAGUGUGGUGGCUUUAGCGGCCGGUCUUACCAGUGCCAACAUCUUCUUGCACCUCAACCCAGCUUCCGCAUAUUUCUACACAAACGCCUACAGAUGGGGACUCAGAUAUUUAAGUCUCGUUCCAUUAUGGAUUGGUGGCGGUGGAGACAACUUCUGUGACACCCACAAGGUGUGGCGCCGUCGGUUUUACUACAUGGACGAGUUCAUUCCCAAGUGGCUGCAGCGCGCAUUCUUCUACGUGAAGGAGUCCGAGUGGAAGAAAGAAGAGACCGAAUUCAAGCGGUUUAAGCAAAUCGCAGAACCCGAGUUUGGCAAACAUUAUCGCUACCCGUCAAAGAUUUUUAACGAUUACAAAUCACAAGAGACAAAGGAAACCUCUUGGUCCCUGGGGUCAUCUGCUUCGGUCUCUAUCACAGCAUGAUUUACUUCACCAGCAUUUAUUUCUUUUAAAUCUGCGGCCUUACACCUAAUUAACCAUAUUAAUAGGAAAUAAAUCCUUCUUUCGGCAUAGGUACCUUCCUACUGUGCACAGUAGGGUUGUGAUAAUUGACACAGAGAGUUUAUAUGAAGAGGAAGCAACGUUUAAUGCUACUAUGCUCAACCAUCCCGCGCGCCCGCAGACGCCACCAGCUCAGGUUUGGUCGCCAAACCUGGCGCGGCCACUUUAGGCGCUAUAGCCACUUGUGUUUACAUUAGUCGAGCUAUCAUUAUGCGGUUUAUGUUACGGGUUACUAGAUAAACAAGCUUGGUUAUUGUAAUAAAUGUGCUUUGUGGUAGAUUCGU